AUGGAUAUACCCGACCCAAGCAACUGGUGGAGCGGGGGGAAACCCUUGAGGAAAGAACGGCGGCAGCAGCCUCGCGCGGGGGGCAACAUAACAGCGCUCACCCGCGAGCUCUCAACGGCGGAGGAGGGGCAGUGCGAGACCGAGGGCACGAGCGAGACGAUAGCACCCUCCUCGCUCUCAGAGUUGGAGGGCUGCGAGCGCGUGUCCAUCAAUGUGUCCGGCAUGCACUUCGAGACGCAGCGCAAGACGCUCGCGCGUUUCCCUGCCACGCUCCUGGGCGACGCGCGCAAACGCAUGCGCUUCUUUGACGAGAGCCGCGGCGAGUACUUCUUCGACAGGAACCGCGCGAGCUUCGACGCAAUUCUCCACUACUACCAGUCCGGGGGGCGCCUGCGCAGACCCGGUAACGUGCCGGUGGACAUCUUCCUCGAGGAGAUCAAGUUCUACGAGAUCGGAGAGGACGUGGUGGAGGGCUUCCUCGAGGACGAGGGUCUCACGCGCGAGGAAGAGCGGCCAAUGCCCUCGAGCGCGUUCCAGCAGCAGCUCUGGCUGCUCUUCGAGUUCCCCGACAGCUCGAGCGCGGCGCGCGUCAUCGCCGUGGUCUCGGUCAUGGUCAUCCUCAUCUCCAUCGCCGUCUUCUGCCUGGAGACGCUGCCGGAGUUCCGACAGGAGACCGACGUGCACACCAACGACCACCUCGCCUCCAACGCCACCCACCAUGGCGGCCAGGAACCCCCACUGUGGUACAUGGAUCCGUUCUUCAUGCUUGAGUCGCUGUGCAUCGCGUGGUUUUCCUUCGAGCUGCUCGCGCGCUUCUUUGCGUGCCCAAGCAAGACUGCUUUCUAUAAAGACAUCAUGAACACCAUCGACUUGGUGGCCAUCGCGCCCUACUUCGUGGUGCUCGCCCUCGAGCUCACCGACCAGGGGGGGAACGCGCAACAGGCCACGCCUCUGGCCGUACUGCGCGUAGUGCGUCUCGUUCGCGUCUUUCGCAUCUUCAAACUCUCGCGCCACUCCAAGGGUCUGCAGAUCCUGGGGCGCACGCUGCAUGCCAGCAUGCGCGAGCUGGGUCUGCUCAUCUUCUUCCUUCUGCUGGGGGUCGUGCUCUUCUCGAGCGCAGCCUUCUUCGCCGAGGCCGACGACCCCGAAUCCAGCUUCACCAGCAUCCCCGCGUCCUUCUGGUGGGCCUUGGUGACUAUGACCACCGUGGGCUACGGAGACAUGAGCCCCGUUACUAUCGGAGGCAAGAUCGUGGGGUCAAUGUGCGCCGUGGCCGGUGUGUUGACCAUUGCCCUGCCCGUGCCGGUCAUAGUGGCCAACUUUAACUACUUCUACCACCGGGAGCACGACGAGGAAGAUCGUACUCAGUAUACCCACGUGACCUGUGGUCAACCGGUGACACCUGUGUUAGGUGAGAACUGUAAAGAUGGCAGUAAAUUAUCUCUCAUUAAGUCAGACUGUUCGGAUGAGGAAGAGUUGACUCCGUCCGCGUACUGCAACUUUCAUCUGGAGGAAUACACGGGCAAGCUGACGGAUGUUUGACAAUUAAAUGAGCACAAAUGAUCAUGGAGCUCAAAAGAAGACAAUACUAUCACCAGCUGCAAAUGAAUAUUGAUUUCAAGCUUUUCCUAAGAAACAGUAUUCCUCUUAGGAUAACUUAUACUCAGGACUGUUAAUAGCUACUCAUGUAAACACUGCACUUGUAAACGAAUAUACAUUGUAUUUUACUGUAUUUACGGUCAUAAUGAUAGUGAAACCACGAAUAUGAAACCUGUUAUAGAUUUCGUUAUUUUAUCAGGAAGUAAUUCAAAAGCCAGUAUUAUCAGAAUUGUUCUGAUACAAAACACUGAAAAGCUCUUGGUGUCUGUGAAAAAGACGUGAUCCAGGGUGUGAAAAAAGAAACUUAAGGCCUGUACACUUCCUGCCUUUGCAGGCCAAAUCCAAAGAAUGGGAGAGAAUAUGCUAUUUUUACAUGCUCUCUCCAACUUACAAGCUUACAGCUAAAGCAGCCUUAUUUUCUAAUGUUUGACUAAACUAUGUAUUGUGUAAACUUAUUUUUGAUAAAUAAAUAUUUUGCCAUUUUCAUAUCUAACCUUUCAGCUGUUUAAUCAUUGAUCAUAUGGGCCCAACUAGCUGGGAUCUGAAACUUACGUUAAAAGCUACACCAUUACAAUAGUAAAAGUUUAAAGAUCAGUGUUGGAAUAUGCCAUGCAUUUUUUUGCAAUACACCCACUUAAAUUCAGCAAAAAACUUGUUAA
Messenger RNA from Astyanax mexicanus (Mexican tetra), 2258 nucleotides. RefSeq names its product shaker-related potassium channel tsha2. Gene Ontology annotation, biological process: potassium ion transmembrane transport; protein homooligomerization. Gene Ontology annotation, cellular component: membrane; synapse; juxtaparanode region of axon. The coding region runs from base 1 to 1542 and encodes 513 amino acids. Gene Ontology annotation, molecular function: delayed rectifier potassium channel activity; protein binding. The transcript has 2 exons. Lineage: Eukaryota; Metazoa; Chordata; Actinopteri; Characiformes; Acestrorhamphidae. The record is from RefSeq and is a predicted model, not a curated record.